Molecule: messenger RNA, 2703 nt
Organism: Durio zibethinus
Lineage: Eukaryota; Viridiplantae; Streptophyta; Magnoliopsida; Malvales; Malvaceae
Gene: NRAMP2
Product: NRAMP metal ion transporter 2
Biological process (GO): manganese ion transport; iron ion transmembrane transport
Cellular component (GO): membrane; trans-Golgi network
Molecular function (GO): cadmium ion transmembrane transporter activity; manganese ion transmembrane transporter activity
Source: RefSeq, a predicted model, not a curated record
ACCACCUAUUGCAACUUUUACAUGUUAUAAUCUGUAACCCUUCUCUGUAUCUGAAGAAAAGAAACCGACAUAAAUUCUACUCCUAACGACGCUCGACGGCGGAGCUAUCCUCCCAACGGAACCGUAUCGGCGGCAGCUAAACAAACAAACAGAAUAUUCCUCCUCGGACGAUGAGUUCCCAAAUCCGAGAGGAGGAGUCAUCGAAAGAAGAAGCGGGCAAAGACACCGCGGAGGUAUCCGAAUUCAAACGCCUCUUACCAUCCCAAUCUCCUUCCCCGUCGUCGACCGAUGAUGAAAACGAGGUCGCAUUCGAAUCCAGAGAGAAAAUCGUGAUCGUCGACGUGGAAACACCAGAAUCCAUCGAAAACGUCGAUUAUGUCCCUCCGUUUUCCUGGAAGAAGCUCUGGUUGUUUACGGGACCGGGUUUUCUAAUGAGUAUAGCGUUUUUAGAUCCGGGGAAUUUGGAAGGGGAUCUCCAGGCUGGGGCAAUUGCGGGUUACUCUUUGCUUUGGUUGUUGAUGUGGGCCACCAUCACGGGCUUGCUGAUUCAGUUGUUAUCGGCUCGGCUCGGGGUGGCUACUGGCCGGCAUCUAGCGGAGCUCUGCCGGGAGGAGUAUCCGACUUGGGCUCGUUUUAUGCUGUGGUUCAUGGCGGAAUUGGCGCUUGUUGGAGCUGAUAUCCAGGAGGUUAUUGGGAGUGCUAUAGCUAUCCAAAUUUUGAGUAAUGGAGCUUUGCCGCUAUGGGCUGGGGUUUUGAUUACAGCAUUGGAUUGUUUUAUCUUUUUGUUCCUGGAGAAUUAUGGAGUCAGGAAACUAGAAGCUGUUUUUGCUGUUUUAAUUGCGACUAUGGCUUUAUCAUUUGCUUGGAUGUUUGGUGAUACAAAACCCAGUGGAAAAGAAGUACUAAUUGGUAUUUUGAUUCCUCGACUUAGCUCAAAAACAAUUCGGCAAGCUGUUGGGGUUGUGGGCUGUGUCAUAAUGCCUCAUAACGUAUUCUUGCAUUCUGCUUUGGUACAAUCAAGAAAGAUAGAUCCCAAGAAGAGAGGCCGGGUUCAAGAGGCACUAAACUACUACUCAAUCGAGUCAUCUGUCGCGCUUCUGGUUUCCUUCAUGAUCAAUUUGUUUGUGACAACUGUCUUUGCCAAGGGAUUCUAUGGUACAAAACAAGCAAAUAACUUAGGACUAGUUAACGCAGGGCGGUAUCUUGAGGAGAAGUAUGGUGGAGGACUCUUUCCAAUUCUCUAUAUAUGGGGUAUUGGGUUGCUAGCAGCUGGACAAAGUAGUACAAUAACUGGCACAUAUGCUGGGCAGUUUAUAAUGGGAGGUUUUCUGAACCUUCGUCUGAAGAAGUGGUUGAGGGCAUUGGUUACACGGAGCUUUGCAAUUGUGCCAACUAUUAUUGUAGCUCUUGUGUUUAACACGUCUGAAGCCUCGUUGGAUAUUUUGAAUGAAUGGCUUAAUGUACUUCAGUCAAUACAGAUUCCGUUUGCACUCAUCCCACUUCUAACCUUUGCCUCCAAGGAGCAGGUUAUGGGGGUCUUUAGGAUUAGUCCUAUUCUUGAGAGACUGGCCUGGACUGUGGCUGCCCUGGUAAUAUUAAUCAAUGGGUAUCUUUUACUGGACUUCUUUAUUUCAGAAGUCAAGGGACUGCUGUUUGGACUAUUGAUCUGUAUAUGGGCAGCUGCAUAUAUAGCAUUCAUUGUUUAUCUUGUUUCACGUGGCAGUGCUCUUCCUUCAACUUGGUUCAGCAUAGAACUAUCCAAGAGAUAUUCUGUCAUCGGAAGUUAAAAGAGUCAAGAAAAUGCAGUCAGUGCUAGGAAUAACCAAUUCUCAGAAUUAUAUAGCUGUCUUUUGUACACCAAUAAUCUUGAAUAUACAUAUCCAAACAAUAGAAAGCAGCUGGUUCGAGAUCUACAGCAUUGCAUGUCAGAGCUGCACAAAGUUAUAUUUUAUCUCAUCAAUCAUGUAAGGAUAACCCUUUUUUUUUGUUUUUUGGAUUCCCUUUCAUUCCUGAAGAUGGAGGAAACAUUUUUACAACCUGCAGGCUGAACUACUUUCAUUUGUAAUAGGUUUUGUCUUGUCUAGUUCAUAGUAAAGUUAGAUGAAACUGCUUAGUUUUAUAUUCCUGAAUAUAACAGCAUCCCAUGUACCAUAGUCAGACUGCCAUUCUUGUUUCCCGGAAGGGACCAUACGAUACAACAAGAAAUGAAUCUUGCGAUUCCCAUGUUUGGAGUCUGAAUCAUACUCUCUUAAUUCCAGAAGUUCAUUUUCUGUUGUCUGUUCUUUUGUUGUUCAUUAAACUGUAAUCUAUCUUCAUUUUCCCCCGGUAUGGCGAACUAUAAUACAAAUAUAACGAUCACUUUUUCUGAAGAGUGUGCUAAGGACACUUAUUAAGGUGCUAUUUAUAAUAUUCUACCAUUAGACAUUGUAGUUGAAAAUGAUCCGAUGAUUUCUCACCUAUUGAGUGAAUGUAUUACAUAAUAUAAUAACAUUAGCAAGUGCUUUUAGAGCGUUGUUGACAAUUUGGUAAGUUUGGUAUCUCAUUAACGUGUUGGAAAAUCUAUCAAACUUCUGCAUUUACGUUUAGGUUGAAUGCUAAGAUGCUAGAAAUUUCAUGGAAGUGGCCAGGCACUUGUUAGUAAAGGUCAUUCUGUGGCAUUGCUUGGGAAAUAUAAUAUUCUCUUUCCAUUAUGGGGGAUUGAUA